AUGAAUAGAACUGGAAAGUACAAUGCUGCGAAGGGAGUAGAACACCAUUAUAACGAAUAUAAAGAAUUUCAUCAACGUGAAAUUGAGGCCCACAUUUGUGCAUCAUUCAUGGAAAUGUCUGGAAUGAAUAACUUAUCAGGUAUGAAAUUUAUUAUUAACCCUUUUAAUGGCAGCGUGCCCUUAUGUUCCCUACCUUAUUAUUUUACUCUGACAUGGGAAAUUAUAUAAAUUUUAUUAACUCUAAGCUCAUUUUUAACAUUAUAAAUAAAUAUUAAUCCAGCCACUAAUUGGGAUUGCACCCCUAAUAGUAUUUACUAUCAAUGUCAAACAUCAAACAUUGUCAUUUGACAAGGAUUAAAUUGCUGCUUAAUGGGUUAAUAAUUUUAAAUGCCAUAAUUUAAAGAAGUCACAGGUAACAACCCAAUUAUAACACUAUUAAUGUCUAUUGUCUUCAUCAGGAGCGAUCAUAUCCUACUGUAACAUAUUUAGUGUAUUAACAUGUACAAACUAAAGUACAAUUAUAUUCUGUUGUAGUUGGCUUACUAUUAUAAUUUAUUUACCAUAGAUGCGCCCAAUUAUGAUAUUCCUAAUACAGAUGUCCCAAGAGAAGACAGAAGGAAAUGGUUUUUGGAGCUGUGUGUUCAAUAUGUCAACAAAUUUCUUAUAAAUUUUGAAGUUGAGCCUUUUCUGCAAGCUUCAACUGAUACAUUCCCUUGCCGAAUUGAAGGAUGUACUAAGAUGUAUGCCCACCAUUCUAUGUGUGUCAAGUGUGUAUAUUCAAUCCUGUACUGUGGUUAUUGAUUAUAUUUUCCAUUUCCCUAAUAGAUCACCCCUAUUAGUUCCCAACCACUUCUUUUAUAGUAUUACUCUUUUUAACAACAGAUGAUUUUACUCGUCAAGGGAUAAACUCUAGGACUCAAAUGGUUAUAACUAUACCUAAUUUGUAUGUUGACAUCACAGCCAUAAGUUAACAAAUUCCAAUUCGAGUCAAGAUAUUUUAAUAUUUUAAAUAUAUUUUUAGACAUGAAGUCACAAGUCAUGGACGUGUGUUUGAAAAAUUUGAAUUAAGUGAGAGAGAUUCCUUAGGUUUCUAUCAUUGUAGAUUCCAUUGUGGACUUGUUUUUUCAACAACAGGUACUAAAUGUCAUAAUUUAACAGAAAAUACUCUGUACCCAAAAUUUGACUGAACACCUUAGAGAAUAAACUUGUCGAGCAAUCCAGCAUUAUAUAUUCAGAACAAAAUGCUAACCAUAUUCAGCUUCCAUUAUAAUUGAGUUAAGCAAGGGCUAACCCAUUAAGUUAUAAAUAGUAGUAGGAAUGAAUUUUUAGAAUUGCACCAUUGCCCUUAUUGAGUUAAAUAAAUCACUGUCUGGUGCGAUUUCAAUGUAAAAUAUUCCAUUAGUAUCUGUUAGUAAAACUUUGAUGUUAUUUUAAACAUGAAAGUUCAAAGCACCCAGAAUCACAGUUGUCUCAACAGCAGGGAAGUCAACAGAGUGACACAGAAAACCAAACACCUGAUGAAGACUACCUGUUCAACUAUCAUAGUUCCAAGCUUUCAUUUGGCCUCAUUCUUAUGGAAUUCAAUGAUGCAAUAAAAGAAGGAGAUGGUGAACGGUUGCAUGACUUGUAUAAAUUUGCCCUAGUACUGUUCAAAGCCCAUGGAAAGGUCAAGUACUCUUAUGCAAUUCUAAUGUAUUUAGUGCAAAUUGAGAGUUUUCUGUCUGAAGCAGAUGCACACAAUCUCAAGUGGAAUCGCUUCUAUAAUAAUCAUGGAAGAGUUGGUGGAAACAUACCACUUGAUCUAAGGAUGGAACAAUUGAACAAAAUUGUCAAAACCAUGUGGAGAUCACUUGGAGCAAAUCUGAAUGAAAAGUCUGCCACACAGCUGGCCAAUACCAUAGAACCUAUGGAGCAAAUUUUGAAUACUAUUGACAGGGAGUGCGAAAUAACUGACAGUGCUGGAUAUCUAUCAAAAGGGAAGCCAGAAACAGAUGUUGAAAUCAUUAGUAAGGACUUGUUGAAGAUAAAUGCAUUUAAGUGUGAAGCUGGGAGGAAAGGACACCCAUCAUAUCCUAGCAUUUCUUCAAAUUUGUUGAAAGGCCUUGACUACAGGGAUUUACAUACCUGGAUGAAAGGGCUUACUGUAUUUUGCGAAACGAAACGAAACUUUGCGAAACGAAACUUUGCGAAACUGUAUUUUGCGAAACUGUAUUUUGCGAAACUGUAUUUUGCGAAACUGCAUUUUGCGAAACUGCAUUUUGCGAAACUGUAUUUUGCGAUUGUCGGCAACUGUCGUCGAGCCAUUGGCGGUUCGGUAAUUUUCAUGUUCGACUUUUCCAAGCCAGAAAAUAGUGUCAGUUGUGGUUCUCGUUCGUUCUCAUUUGAUCCACGAGAUUUGUACAAAGGUAAGAGUUGCACUUUUAAAGUCUUUUAUUUAGUAUUUGUAAUGUUCCCUUCCUGCUUUUGCGAAGAAAACGUUGGACAAAAUUUUGCUUUAAUCCUUUGCCUACUGACAUUAACAUAUAAUUUGUUAUGUAAAUAUAUGACGUGUAAAGUUCAACAUGUGCCAUGUGGUAGGGCGGAAAACAACUAUUUCUGCAAAAUGUCUCCGUGUAAUGAGGCUGCAUAAAGUGUAUAUUAUGUUACUUAAAUAUAAAGUUAAACUCCAGGUUUCAAUACCAAUCUGAAUAUGGAAUAAAUAAGCUAAAUAUUAAAACACAGAGGAGUAUUUCAGUGAGAACGUUCUUCUAUAGUUUUGGGGGUUUGUGUGCACUGCAUAGAAAAAUGUAUGAAUUUUAUUAUUGAUGGUAUAAAUUCUUUCACUGAUUAGUGAUUUUAAAGAAGGACUUAACUUAA
Molecule: messenger RNA, 2856 nt
Organism: Paramuricea clavata
Lineage: Eukaryota; Metazoa; Cnidaria; Anthozoa; Malacalcyonacea; Plexauridae
Source: the annotation of a GenBank genome assembly